Molecule: messenger RNA, 1061 nt
Organism: Solea solea (common sole)
Lineage: Eukaryota; Metazoa; Chordata; Actinopteri; Pleuronectiformes; Soleidae
Gene: cd79b
Product: CD79b molecule, immunoglobulin-associated beta
Exons: 5
Coding region: 73-663 (196 amino acids)
Biological process (GO): B cell receptor signaling pathway; B cell differentiation
Cellular component (GO): external side of plasma membrane; B cell receptor complex
Source: RefSeq, a predicted model, not a curated record
GUUUCAUGUCUGCGGAGACGUUGAGAGACGUUGUGGUCAUCAGCUUUUAAAACACAUUUUUCUCUACAUGACAUGAUGCGCUGGUUUCUGGCUGGAUGCUGUGUGCUGGGUUCCAUCUAUCUCUCAGCGGCCGUGCCACAGCUCACCCAGAGGCCACGUUUCUUUGGUGCAAAACCCGGCUCCACUGUGGUGAUUUGGUGUUCAGGCAUCGGCAUCGCACGUUGGAACAAGGACGAUACGAAGGAGGAUCUGCAUUCUGAAAAAAGGAUUAAAUUUCAUCACACAAAUUUGACCGAGAACUACUAUCUCUUUAUCCAUAAUGUGACAGCAGAAGACAGUGGAGUGUACUACUGCAAGAUAAACAACUUAACGGGGCCUGGAACUCAAGUGAAGGUUGCCAAAACCACUAAUCUUGUCCAGGCACGGUACAGGACCAUGUUGAAGGACGGUCUCAUUAUUUUCCAGGGCUUAUUGUUGGCAUUUUGCAUAUCUGCCAUACUGCUACGCAGACAAACAAUGGCAGAAAAGAAGGACAGCAUAUAUGAGGAGCCUGAAACUGAUCACAUCUAUCAGGGUUUGGCAAUUGAGUCAUGUGGUGGAGGACUGUAUGAGGAACUGUCGGUGUACGCCCAGGCUGAUGGAGCCGAGGCCCCAUGGGAGUGAGACUGACAGUCUCUUUUUACCUUAAACGUUUGACGUAAAUAAAAAAUAAAUGACAGUGUGUCCUCAGUGGGCGACAUAUAUAACGUCAUUCAAGCACAAUACGUCGAUUUUUAUAUAGUUGUACUUUAUGGCAGUUGGCAUCUGUAAUGUUGCAUUAUCUCCAUCUUCUCUUUCCUCUGUUCUCCUUCUGCUCUCGCUUCGGAGUAAUUUUUGCCGAUGAAUGUCCAGCAAUGUUUAUACUUAAAUGUUUCCUAUUGAUUUUGUGCCAUCUAAGUGUAUUAUAAUAAUCUGAUGUGAUUGGAAGUACGCUGGCAAGCCUGAUUUUCAUGACAUUUGGUGCCUUUAGCUGUUUUUUUGUUCUGUCCCUGUGACAAAAAUGGUCAAAACUCUCAUUUAUA